GAAGUUCGAUGUCGAAUUUCGAAAAAGGUGAUGGCGAUGUCAAAGUGAUACGGUUUGUGGUUUUUGUGAUUUUUCCUAAAAAUAAAAUGUUUUCACUUACAAAUUUGUGGCAAAUGUGAAGUAGAAUAACCAAGUGAAUGUUUUAACUAACAAGUAAAAGUUUUCGCACGGAAAAGUAGUGUUUUUCCAAGGGUGAAGGCGUCCGGAAGGAAUUUGACAUUUGCCAAUCGAUUUUUUGUGCUGGGAAAAGGCGUUUUGUUUUGAUCCGGGUGUAUUUGGGGCGCACACUUUGAGGAAUUGUAGACACAAUGGCUAGUCAUUCUGAACGGAGUAUCCAUGAGAUGCUAAAAGACACACCGUCCAUGAAUGAAAGUAAUAGUGCUAUUCACACGGGUACUGAACCAAGGGGCUUUCGUCCAAAUCAUCCCAACAGUCUGCCCCUCCGGAAUGCAUCGGCUCCCGCCACACCCUCUCCUGUGCUCAGCCCCAAUGGGGACAUCAUGAAGAAUGGUGCCUCAAAGAUCGACACUAUCCGCAAUUGGAGCAUAUCAACGUACAAGUGCACAAGGCAACUGAUGAUGGAGAAACUGGGCAAGAGCACGAGGACUGUGGACUCAGAGCUGGAGGCCCAGAUUGAGCAAUUGCGUGACACCCAACGAAAGUAUCUGUCCGUACUGAGGCUGACAAGGGCUAUGAGUUCGCACUUUCAUCACGUUGUGCAGACGCAACAUGCCUUGGCUGAGGCGUUUUCGGAUCUGGCCCAGAAGAGUCCAGAGCUCCAGGAGGAGUUCCUCUAUAACUCAGAAACACAGAGGAAUUUGACGAAGAACGGGGAGAUUCUACUAAGUGCUCUCAACUUUUUUAUAUCGUCUGUGAACACGCUGUGCAAUAAGACCAUUGAAGACACGCUAAUUACGAUAAAACAGUACGAAACGGCCAGAAUUGAAUACGAUGCCUAUCGAUCUGACUUGGAAAGUUCCAAGCCAGAAGCGACUAGUCCAGGAUCUGAAGACGCUCAGAAGAGCUUCAUGAAGCACAAGGAACAGUAUGAAAAGUUACGCUCGGAUGUAGCUGUUAAAAUGCAAUUUCUCGAUGAGAACAGAAUCAAGGUGAUGCAUAAGCAAUUAGUUUUGUUACACAACGCUAUUUCUGCUUACUUCUCCGGAAAUGCACAGGCUCUCGAAGGGACUCUCAGACAAUUUAAUAUAAAGAGUCCAAACUCGUCAAAGGGAUCGUGGCUGGAGCAGUAAAUGAAUCUCAAUUGGAUGUGUUUUGAUGAAUUCCCAGUCGACUUGUUUCUUCUUUAAAGAGAGCUCAUUUCAGUUCAACUGGUAGGCAAGAUAAAAAGUCUAAAGCAUUUUGCACAAGUCGACCUUUCCUUAUUAAAGAUAAAGAAGAAAAUAGUAAAGGAAACUUCUCGAAUAAUCUGAUCGUUCCUUGUAAAAUCAUCUCAUCAAUUGAUUUAUUAUAUUUCUUAAUUACCGAACUAGUCAAUUUUAUUUCUUCAUUCUCUCUAUCUUAUUUUAUUUUACCAAAAUUUUAGCUUACAUUUUUUGAGCGUAUUUUUUACCGCCUUUUUUAAUGCAUUGGAAAAGCACCGCGUUUACUUUUGAUUUUAUCUCAGAAAUAAGCGUUAAAUAUAGUCGAUGACACUAAAAACUCAUAAUAAUUGUGUUUACAUUUUACUGAUUAAUGUAAUAAAAAGAUAUAUACAAAUAAAUACCAGCUAGUGGCUGUAAAUUCAA
Phlebotomus papatasi is the source of this 1745-nucleotide messenger RNA. RefSeq names its product arfaptin-2 (gene Arfip). Gene Ontology annotation, biological process: intracellular protein transport; regulation of Arp2/3 complex-mediated actin nucleation. Gene Ontology annotation, molecular function: phospholipid binding; protein domain specific binding. The transcript is spliced from 4 exons. Lineage: Eukaryota; Metazoa; Arthropoda; Insecta; Diptera; Psychodidae. The coding region runs from base 309 to 1250 and encodes 313 amino acids. Gene Ontology annotation, cellular component: trans-Golgi network membrane. The record is from RefSeq and is a predicted model, not a curated record.